UCGUCGUCGUCGUCGUCGUCGGUGAGGCUGCGCGAGGGCCCGCGUGUUAAAGCUGAGGGCGUCCGGGCGGCGGACGGCUGGCAGCGGGCCGCAGGCAUGGGGUCCCGGGUGCUGCAGCUGCUUCGGCAGGGCGUGUGGGCCGCGCUCACCGGGGGCUGGUACCACGACCCGGAUCAGAGCAAGUUCACUAACAGCUGUCACCUCUACCUGUGGCUGUUCUUGCUGCUUCUGCCCCUGGCCCUGCACCUG
Molecule: messenger RNA, 249 nt
Organism: Physeter macrocephalus (sperm whale)
Lineage: Eukaryota; Metazoa; Chordata; Mammalia; Artiodactyla; Physeteridae
Product: pecanex-like protein 2
Exons: 1
Source: RefSeq, a predicted model, not a curated record